Molecule: messenger RNA, 1249 nt
Organism: Populus euphratica (Euphrates poplar)
Lineage: Eukaryota; Viridiplantae; Streptophyta; Magnoliopsida; Malpighiales; Salicaceae
Product: nuclear transcription factor Y subunit C-3-like
Exons: 3
Coding region: 165-917 (250 amino acids)
Biological process (GO): regulation of transcription by RNA polymerase II
Cellular component (GO): nucleus
Molecular function (GO): protein heterodimerization activity; RNA polymerase II cis-regulatory region sequence-specific DNA binding; DNA-binding transcription factor activity, RNA polymerase II-specific
Source: RefSeq, a predicted model, not a curated record
GGGCAACCUUCUGACACAUAGUCAGAAGGGAACACAAGACAAAGCACAUCACAAGCAGCUUUCGUUUCCAAUCUUAGGUUCUUGAUCUUGCAAGCAGAGAGUACAAGCUCUGCAGAAGGGAAAGAGGCAUUAAGUUGCAUAUUGUUGCGUUUAGUUGGAUCAGAAUGGAGCAAGGGCAUGGACAGCCCCCUGCUAUUGUCAGUAGUACAUCUCAACUGCAAUAUGGAACAAGUCCGUAUCAGCCAAACCAAAUGCUUGCUGCCUCAAAUCCUGGAUCAGUUACUGGUCAGCCUGUGGGAGCUCAGCUUGCACAGCACCAACUUGCCUAUCAGCAGAUCCACCAACAACAGGAACAGCAACUCCAGCAACAACUUCAGUCUUUUUGGGCAAAUCAGUAUAAAGAAAUUGACAAAGUUACUGACUUCAAAAAUCAUAGCCUUCCCUUGGCUAGGAUCAAGAAGAUCAUGAAGGCUGACGAGGAUGUGAGGAUGAUAUCAGCUGAGGCACCAGUUAUAUUUUCCAGAGCAUGUGAAAUGUUUAUUUUAGAGUUGACAUUGCGAUCUUGGAAUCACACGGAGGAGAACAAGAGAAGGACACUACAGAAGAAUGAUAUUGCUGCAGCUAUCACUAGGACUGACAUCUUUGAUUUCCUGGUUGACAUUGUGCCUAGGGAGGAUCUGAAAGAUGAAGUGCUAGCAUCAAUCCCAAGAGGAACAAUGCCUGUCGGAGGACCUGUUGAUGCACUCUCUUACUGCUAUAUGCCACCUCAGCAUGCACCUCAGGUUGGAGCUCCUGGGAUGAUAAUGGGCAAGCAUGUGACGGACCCAGCUAUGUACGCCCAGCAGUCUCACCCCUAUAUGGCACAGCAUAUGUGGCCACAAGGAUCAGAGCAACAGCAGUCGCCCUCAGAACAUUAGUAACUUUAGAAAUGUAAGCUCUCUUUACCUUACCCACCAUUGCUUUGUGUCUAAUGACCAAGACCAGGUUGAUCAGAUGAGCAUGUUGUACAUGAAUGCUUUCACGUAACUGAUAGUGGCAAGAUUUGUAUCCUUCUCAUUAGAAUGCUUUUCAUACGCUCCUUUUCUAGUAAAAACCAUCAAUAGAUAUCACAGUUCGUGCUGAAGAUUUCGGUAAUAGUGGUUUGUAUGAUCAGAUUUUAUAGCUUUUCGUUUCCUACAAAUGUACUUGAUAAUUGUUGAGCCAUUAACAUCAUCCUUUCGUUAUGGUAUGUGAACUCUGGUUUAUUCAA